CCUCAUUCAUUAUCAAUCAAAGAAAACGAAACAGCAGAAUUCCGUGUUGAAAUAACCGGCAAACCUGCGCCAACCGUAAAGUGGUUGCUAAACGGCAAGGAACUGCGUGAGACAGACGAGCAUAUUACAAUUAAAUCAUACCAAGAAGUUUAUACACUGAGAAUCGAGAAAACAAGUGUGAAACAGUCUGGUGAAGUUGUCGUGACAGCCGAAAAUCCCGCCGGCAUGAUUGAGCCCGACCUAACAAAGCCGGUGUUCAAGACUCAUCUCAUUGAUCGGAGUGUUAGCGAGGGUGAGCCGCUUCGUUGGGACGUUGCAAUCGAAAGACCUUACAUGGGAGUGACCGUGAAAUGGUUCCUCAGUGGCAAGGAGUUGACAAACAGCGAGAAUGUUCAAAUCAUUGACCAUGGGGAAGGAAAAUACCACAUAACAAUCAACGAAGCUAAAACGGAGAUGUCUGGAACACUGGUUGUCCAGGCAACAAAUUCCUAUGGAACCAGUGAAUCGCGUGCAACAGUGGAAAUCAAAGAAGCAGCGAAAAAACCAGAAUUCUUGAAACAACCUCAAGAUCGUUCAGUAGAGGUGGAUGAAACUGUAAAAUUCAGUGCUACCGUUUCCGGAAAACCAACUCCUACCGUAAGCUGGUUUAUGGAAGAAACAAAACUGGUAACAAACGAAGAGCUUCGUGUGAAAUUCGAUGAAACAACCGGGAAAACAUCAAUAAAAAUCUACAAAGCCAAACUAUCCGAUAGCGGCAAGAAGAUCACUGUAAAAGCUGAAAAUACAGAAGGAAAAAUAGAGGCAAGCUCACUGCUUACAGUGGACAAGAAGUCGGAACCACCGAGCAUUGAAAAGGAGAUGAAUAGUCGUCAGGUGAACGAAGGUACGAAAGUGAGCUUCUCGGUCACGGUCACUGGCUAUCCUGCUCCGGAAGUUGUCUGGUACCGUAAUGGUGAACCAAUUACACCUGGAGGUAACAUCAGUAUGACGGCCGAGAAUGGUGUAUAUACAUUAACCAUUGAGAACGUUACCCCGGAUCAGAGUGGUGAAAUUUCCUGCGAAGCUAAGAACACCGUCGGAUCAAAGAAACAGUUUGCAACGCUGACGGUGAAAGCAGUCGGCGAAGCACCAAUUUUCCAGAAGAACAUCGAGGAUAAAUUGGUGGUUGAAGGUGAAGAACUGGUUAUGGAUGCGAAACUUGCCGAGGUGAAACCGAAACCAACAAUUUCAUGGCUGAAAGAUGGCAAACCGUUAGAUGAUGCUCGUUUCCAGACAAGUCAACAAGAUGACGGUACACUGAUCCUGAAAAUCGAUUCAGCUCAACUGGAUGAUAAAUCCAGGAUCACGAUAAAAGCCGAAAAUCAAUUCGGAUCAGCUGGUAAGGAUCCUCAGUCUUGA
Gongylonema pulchrum is the source of this 1398-nucleotide messenger RNA. The record is from the annotation of a GenBank genome assembly. Lineage: Eukaryota; Metazoa; Nematoda; Chromadorea; Rhabditida; Gongylonematidae.